AUGAAUGUAUACAAGACGAGAGGCAGCUCCCACAGCUUCCACAGUUCCCACAGCUCCCACAGCUCCCACAGCCUCCACAGCCUCCACAGCUUCCACAGCUUCCACAGCUCCUACAGCUCCUACAGCUGCCACAGCUUCCACAGCUCCCAUAGCUCCCACAGCUUCCACAGCUCCCACAGCUCCCACAGCUCCCACAGCCUCCACAGCCUCCACAGCUUCCACAGCUUCCACAGCUCCUACAGCCUCCACAGCUCCCACAGCUGCCACAGCUUGCACAGCUCCCACAGCUUCCACAGCUCCUACAGCUCCCACAGCUCCCACAGCCUCCACAGCUUCCACAGCUUCCACAGCUCCUACAGCUCCUACAGCUGCCACAGCUUCCACAGCUCCCAUAGCUCCCACAGCUUCCACAGCUCCCACAGCUCCCACAGCUCCCACAGCCUCCACAGCCUCCACAGCUUCCACAGCUUCCACAGCUCCCACAGCUCCCACAGCUCCCACAGCCUCCACAGCUCCCACAGCUCCCACAGCUUCCACAGCUUCCACAGCUCUGAUUGUUAG
This is a messenger RNA of Salvelinus namaycush (lake trout), 561 nucleotides long. RefSeq lists its product as uncharacterized. The transcript has a single exon. The record is from RefSeq and is a predicted model, not a curated record. The coding region runs from base 1 to 561 and encodes 186 amino acids. NCBI's taxonomy places the organism in Eukaryota, Metazoa, Chordata, Actinopteri, Salmoniformes, Salmonidae.